AUGGAACCCCGUCAGAUUGAGUGUGCAAUCUGCGCCGAGACCAAAGACGCAAACGAAUUCCCCUCGAACCAGCUCACCCUCAGCUGUCUGCACCCGCCCUCGACCUGCUUCGACUGUGUCUCGGCGAGCGUCAACACACAGUUCGAGACAAAGCUGUCUACCAGCAUCAGCUGCCCUGAGUGCCCGCAACAUCUCGGGAUGGACGCGGUUCGUUGCUGUUUAACCGAGGAAAAUUACUCAAGGUACAAGCAAAUUUUCCUUGAGAAAAUCGCCCUGAGAGUCUCCAACGUGGUGUGGUGCCCAUUCGGUUGUGGUACAUCUCAGGUACACAGCAGCGGCGAACGACAGCCAAUUGUGCAAUGCCGCAACUGUGGCCGUCCAUUCUGCUUUGUCCAUGGCGUUGAGUGGCAUCGAGAGCACACCUGUGACGAGUACGACAUGCACCUGCGUGAUCCGACCUUUCGCAGCAAAAUCCAGCGAGAGAAUGAAUCCAGGGAGGCUCUGAGCCGACACAUCGAGGAAACCAGACGGCGCAUGCAGCACGCCGAAGAAGAAUACCGACUGCGGUGUCUUCGUGAACAACAAGCGGCCGAGGCACGCCGCAUCGAAAAGGCUCGGAUCGCGAGAGAAGCGAGGGAGGCGGCCGAGUGCGCUGCCAGGGAAGAGGCACGGCGUCGGCAGGAAGAAGAACAGAGACGGGUGGCUCAGAUCAAGGCUGAUGAGCGUCUGGGCGAGCAGACGGCCACAGCCAAUGCGACGCAGUGCCCGGGCUGUAAAAUGUUUGUUCACAAGAUUCUGGGUGGUACGUAA
Molecule: messenger RNA, 810 nt
Organism: Diaporthe citri
Lineage: Eukaryota; Fungi; Ascomycota; Sordariomycetes; Diaporthales; Diaporthaceae
Exons: 2
Coding region: 1-810 (269 amino acids)
Biological process (GO): protein polyubiquitination; ubiquitin-dependent protein catabolic process; positive regulation of proteasomal ubiquitin-dependent protein catabolic process
Cellular component (GO): cytoplasm; ubiquitin ligase complex
Molecular function (GO): zinc ion binding; ubiquitin conjugating enzyme binding; ubiquitin protein ligase activity
Source: RefSeq, a predicted model, not a curated record